This is a messenger RNA of Asterias rubens (European starfish), 3989 nucleotides long. RefSeq names its product ornithine decarboxylase-like. Bases 421 to 1926 code for a protein of 501 amino acids. Gene Ontology annotation, molecular function: ornithine decarboxylase activity. NCBI's taxonomy places the organism in Eukaryota, Metazoa, Echinodermata, Asteroidea, Forcipulatida, Asteriidae. The transcript is spliced from 13 exons. The record is from RefSeq and is a predicted model, not a curated record. Gene Ontology annotation, cellular component: cytoplasm.
GAUUGUGCGCCGUAGUCACACACACGUUCAUACGGUCUCUUUCACCAUGCUUCUGUAACGACAGCAAAGAUUCAGUGAAAACCUGCUGCAUUUCACCCCAAAAACUUGAUGUUUUUCUCCCCUUAGAGUCCAUUUCAACCGCCAAAAUUCCUCGUCGGCGGAGCAACCCCUUGUGCCACUCGGAGCCCUCAAUAUUGGGGGGUUUCUGUAACACAUACUGGACUGUCGAACCAGAAGGAUCUGAGCACCUAGGACAGCCGUUGGACUUCAAUUUGGAGCCAGAGUGGGACCCCAGCUGAUAUUUGCUGGGUACCCUUAGGUUUCACUUCUCAGUCCUUCUUCGAAUUUCAUAAAGAUCGCCACCACUGGUAAACCUCAAAAAGGAGGAGUGUUUUCAACUUGUAAAAAAAAAAGAGUGCAAUGGAGCGUUUCACGGCCCAGGAUCUUGAGGCCGAGGUAUACAGAAGGGGCACAACUGUGACUGACAUUGUCCAGAAAAAAGCUUCGGACUCUACGGACAGAGAGGAUCCAGAUGAUGCUUUUUUCAUUGGAGACCUCGGAGAUGUGGUUGUCAAACACAAAAAAUGGCUCAAAUCAUUGCCACGUGUUGAGCCAUUUUAUGCUGUGAAGUGCAACCCUGAUCAUUCUGUUGUGAAACUUCUGGCUGGGCUGAAGACCAACUUUGACUGUGCCAGUAAGAGUGAAAUUCAGAUGGUACUGAACUUGGGUGUGGCUCCGUCCCGAAUCAUUUUUGCCAACCCAUGCAAGCAGCGCUCUCAUUUGAAAUUUGCCGCCCAGAAGGGCGUUGACCUCAUGACCUUUGACAAUGAGGAGGAGCUCCACAAGAUAAAGAAAGUCUUCCCUGAAGCACGCCUUGUGCUGCGUAUCUUGACUGAUGACUCCACAGCUCAGUGUCAGCUGGGUCUCAAGUAUGGCUGCCAUCCCAAGAGGGCUCCAUACCUACUGCAUUUGGCCAAAGAGCUGGACCUUGACGUCGUGGGUGUCAGCUUCCAUGUUGGGAGUGGUUGCCGUCACUCGGGUGCAUUUGCCGAUGCUAUCCAGUCUGCCCGUACCAUCUUUGAUUACGGUGAACAACUUGGAAUCAGGAUGGAUCUGUUGGAUAUCGGAGGGGGUUACCCUGGCCAGGCUUCUGCAGCUAUUCCAUUUGAAGAGUUUGCGCACGUGAUCAACGCUGGCCUCAAUGAACAUUUUCCAGCCAGUAGCGGAGUUCGCAUCAUCGCGGAACCAGGACGUUUCUAUGUGGCGUCUGCGUUCACUCUUUGCGUUAACAUCACAUCCAAGCGUAUGGUUGCUCGCGACAUUCAGACAUUCUCUGUCGAGGAGUCUAAAGAUCUGGUCGCCAACUCCGUUGCUCCCUCCAAGUGUGAAGAACCAGCGUUCAUGUACUAUGUUAACGAUGGUGUCUAUGGUUCGUUUAAUUGCUUGCUGUAUGAUCACGCUACAGUCAUGCCCAAACUCCUCAAGGAGAGGAGCAAGAACUGCCUGGAGUAUUCGACCAGUAUCUGGGGACCCUCUUGCGAUGGGCUAGACCGUAUCGUCGAGCACUGUCUCCUGCCAGAGCUUGAGGUCGGAGAAUGGAUGAUUUAUGAAGAUAUGGGUGCGUAUACCAUGUGUGCAGGGUCAGAGUUCAAUGGAUUCAAGCGCCCAACUGGCUACUACGUUGUUCCAGACACCCUCGUGCCCCUGCUGAAGUAUAUCUUCGCAGAUGAUCCCAGCCCACUUAGCAAGUUCACCACCCUGAAGGAUGCGGCCACUCCAUUGACCACCGACCACUACAAAACCCUGAAUGCGGCCACUCCGCUGACUACUGAUCACUACACCUCCCUGUUAGCCACUUUCAUCUCCCGUACCGAUGUUGAAAACACUCCUUCCUUUGCCAGGUCUGAGAUUGGACCAGAGUUCUGAUGCAGCUCUAUACCAAAAAGAUUAAACAUAAUUUACAUAAAUUAAUAAUGUUUGCAUAAUUUACAUAAAUCAAUAAUGUUUGCUUGGCUUUGAAGAUGUUUUGCAAGCUCUGACAUGUGAUUUAGGGAGCGUCUCAAAAAUGGGGGACGUUCUAGGCGCGAGAGAAUGUUUACGUUGGUGUAGUCCCACAGUUCAUUGGUUUUGCUGAACUGCAUCAUUGUGUCAAAGAACGAGAGCAGUCCUACAUCAAUGACCAUUGGUAUUUUGAGCGUUCCAGUGGAACCUUCCAGCGGUCAAAUGAACUGGUCAAAUUAAAAUGUUUUACCAUUCUGAGUUUUGAGACCCCCCCCCCUUUCAAGUGAUUUUCAAGUAUUAGUUGAUAUGUUAAAGGUGUAUGAUGUAGUUUUUUUCAAAUAAAGCUUUAAACCAUAUUUUUCUUAGCCCUCUUUGUUCAGGUGUGACCAUUUUUCCAAGCAUAGCUCUGCAGACAUUUAAGGAGAACUUCACGAUGCCCCUUCGGGUGUGAUUAGUGCUAUAUCGGGUGUGAUUAGUGCUAUAUCGGGUGUGAUUAGUGCUAUAUCGGGUGUGAUUAGUGCUAUAUCGGGUGUGAUUAGUGCUAUAUCGGGUGUGAUUAGUGCUAUACUAACUGUAUUUUCAUUAUAAGUCAAGAAACUGGCCUUUAAUGUUGUUUGAAUACUAUCAUCUCUUUAACUCCUUGCAUAGCAAAAAUUUGCCAACUAAAAUCCAAUGUAUUUUGAGUUUUACGUAUCCACUCAACUUAACUAUUGCACCCACUUGUCUGACUUAAAUUAGCAAAGUUUGCUUUUGAUAUUUAGAGGUACUUUAUAGGAAUAUUUCAGAAAGUGUUAUUCUCUUUAAGCGAAGAGCAUAUUCUGCUUUAAUAUCUACUGUUUAAAUAAUAUAGUUGUACUUAAUUUGUUCCAAACAUAUAUUAACCUGUGUUAAUCCUGCGCAUGCUGCAAUUACUUAAACGUUGCCAGUUAUCUUUGUUUGACACUCAAUUGUUUUCAUUCAACUGCGAUGUUCAUUACUCAGCCAAGGUUGCUGUAAAAUCGCAAAUACAAUGUUUCCUCGUUUUGGUGCAUGUUUUACUGCUUGUUAUUGGUCUUUUGGCGCCUGAAGCAUGGAUCAUAAAAAAAAGUGAAAAAUGUACUUUUAAAUAGACGUCACAAAUUCACAAUGAAUUAUUUGCUACAGUUGAAAUGUGUUCAACUCCUGCGAAAUUAUUUGCUGCGAAAACAGCCAUGGACGUCAAAAUUCGCACAAGUACGAACCAGCCUUUAGUUUAUUUUUUUUAGGGAUCUAGUGAAAACUAGACUUAAGUUGCGUCUGCACAGUGUUGUGCUUAUUCAUCUGACUCUGAUAAGUGUCGCUGAAAUUAUUGUUUUAGUUAUGCUGUUUGCAGUUCCUACCUUAAAAUAAUUUGAUUAUGAAUUUUAAAACUGUUUACAUUGCAGUUGCAUUUAGAAACAACUUCAGCUGAAGCCAAUGUCAAGAGAGGGGAUGGGAUAGUGGCUGCAUGUCACUUGUUCAGAAAUAAAUUAUCUUUCUUACUGCAGCUGACUUGCCUCAUUCAUAUAAAAAUAGUUUAAAAUGGUACAUUGUGCGUGUGAAUUUGCUGCAUAUAAAGAAUAUAACGAUUCGUUAAGAUGUCAAUGGGCAGUAAAUGGAUUAGACUCGUCUUCUUAUAAGGCAAAGUAGUUUUAAUUUUCUAAUGGAAAUCAAUCAGAAACAAAAGAAAUUUUGAAGCAGAUUUGUAGUAAAAAAAAUUGAAUAAUCUUUGACUUUGCUUUUUAUUCAUAAAAAAAUGCUAAUUCCAAUGUGUGUCGGCUGUGGGUGGUGUGUCUUUUCUCUAUUUGGAUUCAAAAUCGUAUAACAAUGCACACGUUUUCAGUUUGAUUCAGUUUGGACCAUUUUUGUGAGGUUAAUUAUCAAAAAUAUGUACUUGCAUUAUUUUGUAGUUAUUUGAGUUUGAAUUUAUUAUUGGUUGAUUGUGCACGAGGUAACUGGUACAAUUUAUUAAAAGAUUUUGUUGCAGGGAA